This is a messenger RNA of Limulus polyphemus (Atlantic horseshoe crab), 3724 nucleotides long. Its product is annotated as probable palmitoyltransferase ZDHHC24. Bases 70 to 936 code for a protein of 288 amino acids. The transcript has 2 exons. Gene Ontology annotation, molecular function: palmitoyltransferase activity. Lineage: Eukaryota; Metazoa; Arthropoda; Merostomata; Xiphosura; Limulidae. The record is from RefSeq and is a predicted model, not a curated record.
CACUAACAUCGUCAAGCCAUAUAAAUUUUCAUCUACCGGUAGUUUUUUUUGUAAGUUUUUAAAUUCAAAAUGAUUAGUAGUGAUGUGAUACUACCUAUGCAUAAGAAGGAUUUGCUUCCGCCAAAUCGUCGAGAUCGAAGUCUUUUUAUAUUUAUGGUAGUUGGAAUUCCUUUCGCUGUUUUAUGGGAAGGCUGCGUGGUUCUUCCUAAUUACCACACCCACUUCUCCACAAUUGUACUCAUUCACUUUCUCGCUUCCUGCUUCAUAGUAUUUAAUAUCUUUGGUAACAUGUAUCUUCUUAAACGGGUUGAUGCAUCUGGCAAACAAAAAUCUUUGCCAGCGAUUCUGAAACAAGAAUGGCGUUACUGUCAUUUGUGCGAGUUAAAUUCGCCUCCUAGGUCUUACCACUGUCCAAUUUGUAACGAAUGCAUACUUAAGCGUGAUCAUCACUGCAUGUUUGUUGGUUGUUGUGUUGGUUAUCACAACCAGAGAUACUACUUAUUGACAAUUUUAUAUAUUUGGAUUGGAGCCAUAUAUGGAGUUUCUUAUCAGUGGGACUAUUGUUUUCAGCACCUUGGUGGGUUAAGACCUGGGUCUGUUCUUAUACUGAUAGCACCACAUUUUGCAUGGGUUUUUGGUGCGGUCUCAUCCUUUGGAUUCCUGGUUGCUGUUCUUCACACUUUAGGAAUAGUUGUCUUAGUUGUAACUAGUUAUCUUCUUUUGAUACAACUGCUGGUUAUACUCUAUGGACAGACACAGUAUGAAAGGAAACACAAUAUAGAAUCCUAUAACCUUGGUUUUAAAUGCAACCUAUUGGAUGUUCUUGGAACAAGAUGGUACUUUGUCUGGCUUUUUCCUUGGAUACCUUCAACCCAGAAUGGUGAUGGCCUACAUUUCUUUAAUGUCAGUGAUUUGGAAAAUGUGAAAAACAUCUAACCUACUCAUAAUUUUCUGAUUGAAGAUUGUAUGAACAAUUGUUUAUCAGGGGAUUGCAAAACAGUAUUUUGCUUUCAUACUUUUUUUUUAUAAAAUUUAUUGGGAAGGUACUGUAAUGUUUAAAUUAAAAGAAAAAGUAGUAUAUGUUAUCCUAAAAGAAAUAUUGAUUAUUCCAAUUUUCAUAUUCAUUAAGCUGUUAUUAAGCCUUCCUGUUUGAUCAUUGGACCCCAAAACAAAUGCAGGGUAAAAAAUAUGUAAGAAAUGUAUUUCAUGAAUUAAUAACAGAAAAAUAAAAUGUAUAUCAGUAAUUAAGAACAUUUCUUUAAAAUUAGAUCAUACUUUCUAAGAAGUUUUUGACAACAUUUUUUUUAUUACAAAUGCAGCUCCAUGUAUAAAAGCUCAUUAUUUGUUUAUGGGCAAUGUGUAUGGCAUAAUAUAUGUACACAAAUGUAUAAACAUACACUAUUAAAAGCAAUUGAGAGAUAUAAUCCAAGUUUCUAUAUCCUGGCUAUUACAAGACCCAUUUGGUGGUAUUAAGUAAUAUCAAUGGUACCACUGAAUUCAUUUUUAUGUAAACCAAGUGUCAGGUGGCCAGUCAUAUGAUCUAACAUUCAUAUUUUAGUUGCAUAUGAAAGUGAAGGAAUAAUGUUUCUCAGUCAGUUAAUAGUGACAGCUGGAGAAAGAGUCUAGAUUGACAAUGAAGCGUAUCAUGAACUCAACAAAGACAUUUGGACAUUUCCAUGAUGUUGAGUACAAUAGGUUGACUAAAAGUUGGUCAACCACAAGUCUUUGCAGAAUGGCUACAAGUCUGACAAAGUAUGGUUAGCAGGAGAUGAAUUUGUCUUUAGACCACAGAUAUGGUUGGUUGGAGACCUGAACAAGACAGACCAUUGUCAACAAUUCCACAUGAUGAUUGGGCUUGAAGCAACCAGUGUGCUUCAGCGAAUCAACUGUUCAAAACAGCAAGUGGAUGAUAAAUCAGCAGGCAUAUGGUUAGAAACAGGUUUCAUAAUGGUUAUCCUUUAUGCCAGAUGAUUCAUCUAACUUGUGUUCCAAGACAACCCAUCUUCAACAUUGUCAAGGCUAUGGAUUGGUCAACUGAGAAGUGGGCAAAUGUUGUGGAGAUGGUUCCUUUACUUUACCUUGGCACACAUUUCGAUUUAAACCAUUCAUCUUAAAGAUUGAAAGGAUUUCAGAGCUGAAUGUAAUCAGGGGUGUUCAGAAAAUGUGUUUGGCUUUGCCCUGCUUGUGUUUUUUUUGGGAGGCUUAACUUGAAAAGACAUGAAAAAAAGAAAAAUUAAAGUAAACAGCGAAGAUUUGAUUUGGCAGCAAGCAAAAGGUGUUGAGAAUACCAAGGAAGGUCAGAACAAAAUCUAACAUGAAAACAAAAAAGAGGCAAUAUGGGACUUAUGGUCUUUCAGGGCAGUGGGGGGAAUCUAUAGAUCCAAUGCCUAGAAUUAGAUGUGGGAGGAAAGGGGAGAACCCAGAGAAAACCCACUUUCACUAGCUGAUGCCAAUAAUUGCCAGUUAGUGCCCCAUAAGGCUUUACAGAUUUGAAGAAGGAAGGAAACAGUGGCUAAAGGGUUAAUGUUUCACAAACUCAUUCCUGGUAUACAGAUUUUUGAAACAAUGUUUAUGAUAAAUAUUGACAUGGGGUGAACUUUCAUCAUCACUGGACAGGGGUUGGCAGAAAAAGGAGAGCUGGAUACUUGGCUUAACUGUAGUGUUGUCUGUUCUCGGUGAAUAGAAAGAUGGGAAUGGGUGUAAUUGUCGAAGGACACUGGUCGACGAGGGGGAUGGUUAUGGCCACACCGACCUUUAUGUACAAUAGCAUAACACUUUGAGUGCCAUAAAACUUAGAGAUGUAGUCUUACAGCCAUUAGCAUUACCAUAUAUAGGUGCAUUCAUUUAGAACUUUUGUCUAAUGGAUGGUAACAUGCAUACCCAUCAUGCUCAACUGUUUAGCAAGUUCCUAGAAAUAAGGGAAUUGAGCUAAGGGACUGGCCAGCACACUUAUUGUGCUUGAGUAUUAUUAGGCAUGUAUGAGUUUCUCUAGAAAGACACUAGGUAACAUGUGAUUCACCUCCAAGCGGUGUUAAUUAACUGAAAGCAAUUCUGAUGAAGAGUGAGCCAUAUUACUUUAGUAGCUAUUUGAUUCACUCAGUUUGAGCUUGCUACAUCAAUAUAUGCAUUAGAUUAGUAUCUGAUGUGAACCUAUGCUUUUCUAACAAUUUUUCUGAUCAUUUAUUAGGAUUUAAAGUCUUUAGUACCAAAUGAGCAUUUGAAACAUGGACUCUUGUAAUAGACACUUGCAUAUCAUCCACAUGAUUGUCUGACAAUUUGCAUAAAAAUAAACUCAGCAAUGCUAUUGACAAUGGUUAAUAGCAAUAGUUGUGCCUUAUAGCCAGAAUAUAAAUAAAACUUAUCAUCCCUUGAUUAUUUUAGCAGUAUUGUUUUUGACGAAGAAAACUUCAAAUUUAAGUAGAAACAAAUAAGCUUGUAACAAAUUGUAAAGAUACACUUUGGAUUCUUGUUUGUUUUCUAGUCAGUUUAAUAAGUGUGAUGCUAUGAAAUACAUGUAUUCUAAAUGUUGAUGACAUUUUUUUUUAAGCAUGAUUUUUGUAAAUGUUGUAAUUGGUUUCAUAAGUUUUGCAAUAUUCCUUAUUGUGAUCCUUUGUGUAUUGAGUUUUUCAUAUCUUGUAUCUACACAGUGUGCAACUAUAUAUAGUUUAUGGUUUACCUUUAGUUAUUUUAGCCAUCAUCUGCCUGUAGUCUUCACUCUCAUAAA